Molecule: messenger RNA, 1365 nt
Organism: Fusarium verticillioides 7600
Lineage: Eukaryota; Fungi; Ascomycota; Sordariomycetes; Hypocreales; Nectriaceae
Exons: 2
Coding region: 1-1365 (454 amino acids)
Cellular component (GO): cytoplasm
Source: RefSeq, a predicted model, not a curated record
AUGGCAAAUGCAACGGAAAGCCUCAACCGCUGGGCCCUCGUCUCCUCUCUCUACGGCCCCGGCACCUUCUGGAGCUGGCUCAUCAUCGUAGCCUCUGUCUUCACAAGCUGGACCGUCAACCCAAUCACAAAACGAUUGGACUCAAUCACAAACGACACAAUCGCCGCGCUUACACUGCCUGUGGUCGCAGCUGUAGAUGCACUCUACCAACUUGCCAAAUAUGACCGACCUGACCGUCCACGAUUGCUUUUGAGCGAUUCACCAGAAGAUAUCCAGCUCGUCGCUGCGCUUGAGGCCCCGCUUGCUAUCUGUGAAGUCUACGUUGUGCUGGCGAUUUUCCUGCAUAGCGCUGCGUCGAGGCGACAUCAGUGGAAGAGGGUGGGCUGUGUUACUUUAUCGACUCUUUUGUGCUUUUCGCCGCAGCUGGUUAUCUUCUUCACAUACCCUGAUCUCCCUGUAUCAAGAAGCACUUUCGCUCGACCAUUUCUAUUCAACUUUGUUAUAGCGCUGGGCUUCAUAUCGGGGAUCAUGGCCAUCAUGACAGGAGUGUCCAUUGUUCGGACUGUUGUUGUCACCGUGUAUCGCAGAGCUAAGCCUUCCAGCAGUGAAGACCAAGAGAAGCCUAUAGAGAGGCGCAGCGGAUUCGAGAAAUGGUCGAAUAUCUUUGCAGCAGUUCUCAUCGCAAGUAUCAUCUCAUUUGUUAAAUAUGGGUUUGUUGGCAACACGAUGGCCUUUGCUAUGGGCGUGCUCGGAUAUCAAACUCGCAUGAUAAGAUUUAUGCCCAAGAGUAACGUCUGUCUUACGGAUUUGGAUCAGAUUGUUGCGUUGGCAGGCGGUGCCUUUACGCUUUUGCAGGUUCCCGCGCUCGUUCUCGACAAUGGCUUUGUACUCACGGAAGUAACCGUCAUCUGCGAGUAUCUCGAUGAGAUAGCCCGGGGUGGCAUAUCACUCUUUGGCGAAACACCCCUCGAGCGUGCCGAAACACGCAUGUGGCUUAGACGAAUGGAUCUCGAAAUCGCACAACCUGUCAUAUCAUGGGUUCGUAAUGAUCCGGGCACUGCAGACUUCUAUAUAGGACAUCAAAUUCCUGAUCCGGAAGCGAGAUUGGCACAGAAGGUUACUAUUCAGCAGUAUCUGAACCUGUUGGAUGAGCAGCUGGAGGGAACGAAAUAUUUUUGCGGCGAGAGGUUUUCGGCGGCGGAUAUUCACUUCUAUAGUCUGAUGAAGGGAAAGACUACGGGUACGGCGCCGUGGAUACUUCAUCCCGGGAGGAAGAAUGUUGUCGGAUAUUUUGAGAGGAUGGAUGCUAGGGAGGCUAGCAAGAAGGCGCUGGAGGUCUUUGGAGCCAGACUUGAGGCUCAAUAG